Marasmius oreades (fairy-ring Marasmius) is the source of this 1072-nucleotide messenger RNA. RefSeq lists its product as uncharacterized. The record is from RefSeq and is a predicted model, not a curated record. NCBI's taxonomy places the organism in Eukaryota, Fungi, Basidiomycota, Agaricomycetes, Agaricales, Marasmiaceae. The transcript is spliced from 9 exons. Bases 87 to 878 code for a protein of 263 amino acids. Gene Ontology annotation, molecular function: oxidoreductase activity, acting on paired donors, with incorporation or reduction of molecular oxygen; heme binding; monooxygenase activity.
GAUUUGUUUGAGGUGUGAUUUCGGUUAAAGGCGAAGAUCAUAAACGACACCGAAGAGUACUGGGCCCUGCCUUUUCAAUCAACCAUAUGCGAGAGUUCUUGCCGUUGUUUUGGCGUCAUGAUGUCAACCACCUCUCGGAAAAAUGGGACAACGUACUUCGAGGAAAGACUCAAACCAUCGAUAUCAUCCAUUGGCUCCAUAGAUUAGCUCUCGACAUCGUCGGAGAGAGCGCAUUUAACUACCACUUCGACGCGCUCAAUAACAAACCUAACGAGCUAACAACAGCACUCUACGCCUUCGAGAAACUCGCAGGAGAUCACACUCCAACGAUGACGUUAAUUCAGGCCAUUCUACGCCAUAUCCCAGACUCGGUCGUAUCAUGGAAAACGAAGCACUUCCCGUUUCACGGGGACAAAGUCGUCAAACGGUUUCUAGAAGUAUCGAAUGAGAAGGCGAGAGAGUUUGUUAAGAAGGCUAGAUUAGACUCCGAGCUUGACAGCGAUGAAGCGAAGGAUGAGACGGGAAUGGAACGGGACAUUCUUAGUAUUCAUGCGCGUGCAAACCGAGCAGAGGAUCCGAGGAAGAGACUAGUAAGCGAAGAGGAGAUGUUGUCGCAGACGUCAACUAUAUUUCAAGCCGGCCAUCAUACCACCGGAUACACUAGCUCUUGGAUACUCUACCAACUCGCUGCUCAUCCGGAGGAUCAAGAGAAGGUAUACGAAGAGAUCAGACGGGCACGCGAAAGGAACUCUGGGGACUUUUCAAGCUUCGAAUAUGAUUCGAUGAAUCAUUUGAAUCCGGUUAUUAAGGAAACCCGUCUCCAUCCCUCUGUACCGAAACUCGAAACUCGAAAGAGAGGCAUCAAAGAAUUCUCUUAGACUUCCCGGUCGUCUGCCAGGAUGGAACAACGAUAGAUGCGGUACCCGUCAGAAAGGGACAGAGGAUCAAAGUGGAUAUUACAAGUUAUAAUAGACUGGAGAGCGUAUGGGGUGAAGACGCGGAUUCAUGGAACCCUAAACACUUCGAGACGAUUUCUACACACCCGAACGGCAAAGAACAAACUCAAGUCGGA